This is a messenger RNA of Phaeoacremonium minimum UCRPA7, 1161 nucleotides long. RefSeq lists its product as hypothetical. The coding region runs from base 1 to 1161 and encodes 386 amino acids. The record is from RefSeq and is a predicted model, not a curated record. The transcript has a single exon. NCBI's taxonomy places the organism in Eukaryota, Fungi, Ascomycota, Sordariomycetes, Togniniales, Togniniaceae.
AUGGACGGGCAGCCCGGCCGCAAGAGGCCGACCCCGAUUCACAUCUUCAGCUACCACUACCUACUUCUACCGCCGAUCCUGUUCGCGGCGCUGACGGGCAUCGUGCUGUUUGUGCACUCGGACGUCAACAUCGCGCUGCUGUACUCGCAGUGCCACUCGCGCAGCCGCGUGCCAUGGCUGAGCCACAUCCCCCUGCUCGGCUCGCCGGCCUGCUUCCUCGUCUCCUUCUUCCAGGAGGCCCUCGCCUCGGCCCGCUCCUUCGCCGCCAUGGCCGACAUCCUCGUCUUCAUCGGCGGCCUGCUGACCGUCAACCUCGUCGAGUCGGCGCGCAUCGCCAACGGGCCGAGCGUGCUCAUCGCGUACCCGACCGGCGCGUGGCUCGUCUUCAACCUCAUCGGCGGCGCCCUGGUCUGGGAGCUCGUCAUCAUCCCGGCCUUCUUUCACCGCAGCAAGCAGAUCCUCGAGGCGCGGGAAGCCGGCCGCGAGCCCGAUGCUGAGGUGACGGACACGGACCCGACGUUUGGCGCAGCACGGCGCCAUCUAGGCGUGCUGGCCGAGGUUGUCGCCAUUCCUGUUGCCGUGAGCAUUGGCUUCGUCCUGCCGAGUUUGCUCAUGCUCAUUCUGGACUCGUCAGUUGUCAUCUUUGUGUGGCUCUUUUUCCCCAUCUACGUUUCAGUCAUUCGGCAGGCAGUGCGAUUUGCCAUUGUCAAGCUGGGGACCAGCUCUCUGGGUGCCAGCCUGCACCUCGAAUCGCACCGUCCCUCGUUGCUGGCGAUGUAUGCCGUGCCCGUGGUGUGCUCGGUCUUGGCGCACUGGCUGCUCAUCUGGAGCGUCUUCCAGGGCGACGACCGGAAGGAGAUGACGCGUGCUACGGGCAAAUUCAUCGAGAUUGAUGUCUUCUUCAUCAUGAUCACGGUGUUGUACUGGGUGUUCGUCGAGGCCGGGUGGAAGGUCGCGAUCGUCAUGAUGGUUGUCUCCAUACUUUUUGGUCCCGGCGCAGGGAUCUGCGUCGGCUGGGUCUAUCGGGAGGGUGCCUUCGCUCCGGACUCGCAGACACCAGCAUCGGGGCUAAGGGCCGCCGCCGAGGAGGAGGCCGGGGAGAGCGAGGCUGCAGCUGGAGGCGGUGCGGAGCCCGGCGAGCACACGCCGCUGCUCCGGUGA